AGUAGUAAUUCAGACCUACACUUUUACAGGAGAGUUACUAGCAAUUAUGGUAGCAAUUAAUAAAAUAAAUUAAAUGGGUUUUAGUAAAACUUUAAUAUGCUCAGAUUCAAGUUUGGCCUUGAUGUGCCUGGAAGCUCAGAAAUCAGAUACUAGACAAGAUAUUGUUUUGGAAAUCCUACAGAUUUUGUUCAUGAUGCAAUAGGAAAAUAAGAUUUUUAGAAGUUUUUAUGGGUUCCGGCACAUACUGGAGUAGCAGGAAAUGAAGCAGCAGACAAGUUAGCAAAACAGGCUAUGGCAAAAGAAACUAUAGAUAUGGAAAUUAAAUAUAGCAAAUUAGAAAUCAAAUCAAUAAUUAAAAGGGAGAUAAAUAACAAUUGCCAAAUGUACUGGGACAAUGAGGAAAAGGGUAGACAUUUAGAUUCAAUGCAACCAGUGGUAGGUAGAGGAAGGAAGUCAAGUGGAAAAAGGAAGAAAGACUUCAUUAUUUCUAGAUUAAGAUUGGGACACACAGGACUUAAUUCAACAAUGCAAAUAAUAGGGAAACAUCAUACAGGUUUGUGUGAAUGGUGUGGAAUAAGAGAAACAGUGGAGCAUGUACUAAUUAAGUGUAAUAAAUAUUCAGAGGAAAGAAGUAAGCUAAGAGAAGAACUGCAGAUGGAAGGUAAUCAGCAAUUAACAUUAAGGAUAAUUUUAAAUUCAGUAGAAGGGGGCAGGUUAAUAAUAAAGUUUUUAAGAAGAACCAAUUUGAUCCAUAGAAUAUAGAAGGGUUAUAAAUGUAUACAAUUUGUUUAAUACAGUUAAAUUAUUAUACUACUAUCAAUUAUUCAUUUUUUUUUUUCAUAUAUAUGUAACAGCAUCCCUCUCUGGAAUGAGAUGGACUUUGCCGUAGAUGGAGGAGCUGAACACGCAGCAACAUUGAAAGCACGAGUCCUGAUCGUUCUGGUAGUGGUGAUCUAGUCUAGUGUAUUUUGUCUCUGAUCUAUUACCCACAGUAGAUGGCGGUAAUGCUCUUUUUUAGAAUGCGAACCGCCAAAUAAGCACAAAGAAGAAGAAGAAGAAGAAGACGAAGAAGAUUUACACUCCAUACCAGUUGGUGGCGGUAACGCACCUUUUCGUUGUGUGCCAACCGCCAAGAAAAACUCCAGAAAGAAGGAGGAGGACCAUAGACAUAUGUCUAUGAGGAGGAACACUACACAGUGUUUAGACGUACUACCUAUGAGCCGUGUGUCUUAAUUUUAUUAAUUUCAAUUUCAACCAUGGUAAGCCGGUGCUGUAUUGUGGGGUGUAAGAGCGCAACACAUAAUCGCAAAGGGGAAAAACUUGAAAAUGGAUUAACUUUCCACCGCUUUCCUGCUUGGAGACGCGACCACGGAGAACAAGUAUCCCAGAUUACAAAGAGUCGUCGGCUCGCUUGGGUCGCGGCUGUAAAACGUAGAAACAUUACAUUCCACAGUAUCCCGACGUCGAUGAGAGUGUGUUCCCUGCAUUUUCAUUCUGGCAAACCAGCCUAUGAAAUGUAUGAGUGUCAUCCUGACUGGGCACCAACAUUACAUCUUGGGCACACAGAUGUUAAAGCAGUGAAUCCUGAGCGGUAUAAACGUAGGACAAGGAGGAAACAAGGUCUCAAACAGAACACUGCUGCACCUGCAACAUCACCAGAUCUGCCUGACAUAAUAGUGGAGAUAGAUGAUGUACCCCUGGUUAAAGAAGAACCACUGGAUGAAGAUGCACCACCAGAUGAAGUUUCACAGAGGUUACAGAUGGAUGAGGCUGCACCAAAGGAUGAACUUGUAGAACAGAAGGAAUGUAGUUUCUGUGACUAUAGUCCAGAAGCUGACCCGCCGGGGCCUGAUGAAGAUAUCGAGCAACCCGUCAUGGUCCCGACGGUCCUAGACCACGACUACUACGGGGCUUGGGCGCCGCGUUCCAAACUUUUAUACAUAAGUGAAAGCAAACCAGCCUAUGAAAUGUAUGAGUGUCAUCCUGACUGGGCACCAUCAUUACAUCUUGGGCACACAGAUGUUAAAGCAGUGAAUCCUGAGCGGUAUAACCGUAGGACAAAGAGAAAGCAAGGUCUCAAACAGAACACUGCUGCACCUGCAACAUCACCAGAUCUGCCUGACCUAAUAUUGGAGAUAGAUGAUGUACCCUUGGUUAAAGAAGAACCACCAGAUGCAGAUGAAGUUUCACAGAGGUUACAGAUGGAUGAGGCUGCACCAAAGGAUGAACUUGUAGAACAGAAGGAAUGUAGUUUCUGUGACUGUAGACGUGCUGAAAUGAACCACUUAUUAGAGGAGAACAGGUUACUGAAGGAAGAGCUCUCCAAAAAGACGAUCUCUGAGGAUUAUUUGGGAGAUGAUGAGAAGGUCGAGUACUACACUGGACUGCCGUGUUUAGCUGUUCUGAUGGGUGUGCUGACGAAGCUUCUUCCCUGCCUGAAACAGACACGAUGCAAACUAUCGCCUUUUCAGAUGCUCUUCCUAACUCUGAUGCGCCUGAGGCUGAAUCUGCCAAUUCAGCACGUUGCACAUCUCUUCUGCAUAGAUCAAAAGACUGUGUCCACAACGUUCAGAGACACCAUAGGUGCCUUGUUUACCCACCUCAGCCCUUUGGUGCACUGGCCAGAGAGACAUUGCCUGAAGGGUGGCAUAUUACAACAGUUUGUAGAAGUUUUUGGGAAUCAUGUUGCGGUUAUUGUGGACUGCUUUGAAAUGAACACUGAGAGAGCAUCAAAAGAGAAUUCUAUAGCACAGACAUCUUCACAAAAGCACACACUGAAGUAUCUCAUUGGCUUUACUCCACGUGGAGCUACUGCUUUCGUUUCUAAAGGGUGGGAAGGGGGUUUCAGUGACAAGGAUGUGAUUGAGAGUAGUGGCCUUCUUGAUAAGCUAUUGCCUGGAGACUUAGUGCUGGUGGAUCGUGGAUCUGACACCGGGGACGUCGUUGGACUAAUGUGUGCAGAAGUGGAAAAUCAAAAGCUGGUUCCAAAAGAUGAGGUGGAGACACGUAAGAUAGCUCACCUCAGGGUCCAUUUGAAGAGGGUGAUCGGAUGUGUGCGCACAAAGUACACCAUGUUAAGUGAGGCCGUACCAGUGAGCAUGAUAGCCCCAUGUGAAGAUGAUGGAAUGAUAUUCCUUGACAAGGUUGUGACUGUGUGCUGUGCCCUUACUAAUAUGUGCCCCAGUGUUAUGAAACUGGAAAACAUGACAUAAACUGUACAUACAACAAAAUAAACGAGAACUGCUUACACUUUAUUAUCGUCUCUCAUACCACAUUACUAUAAUAAAUGAUGAAAAAUUA
This is a messenger RNA of Carassius auratus (goldfish), 3300 nucleotides long. RefSeq lists its product as uncharacterized. The transcript has 3 exons. The record is from RefSeq and is a predicted model, not a curated record. Lineage: Eukaryota; Metazoa; Chordata; Actinopteri; Cypriniformes; Cyprinidae. Bases 1257 to 3212 code for a protein of 651 amino acids.